UCGCUAUCAUUUUUCCGCCGUCAUCACCGUCUCAAGCCAUGUCAAGCCCUCUGACCCGCCUUUACAUGAACAGUCGACAUUCUCUGCUUCAUCAAGCAUGGCGACGACAUCCUCUCCAUCUGUAGAACAUCCGCCACUACUACGGGCGACAGUUUUUACUGUCUUCCAGGUCGAUUUUUUGCUGUGGCCGCUGUCUCAGCCAAAUAUCCCCCCCCCCCUCCCAACGACUUUUGAACCGCAUGCAUGCUUUCUGAUGGACGUCGAGAAGAGAAGCCGGAGACUCUUCGCUUGCACAUGGCGGUAUGGGACCACUGAGCGAGAGGGCAACUUCCCCACCACGACGGGACACGACGGUGAAUUUCGUGGGGAGGUUCGUGUCUGCGGUGGGGUCCGGGACCCCCACAGGAGAUGGCAUCCUCCUCUGCAUCGCCGAGUUCUCCGGCGACAUCCGUCUGCAUCCAUAACCCAACCACCACGGCGAUGUGCGCAAGGUGGUACGGGACCACGGAGCGAGAGGGGAGCCUCCAAUGACGACAUGAAAGGGUCGUGGUUCGUAACGAGGCUUGGGUGUGCAUUUGCGGUGUGGGACGACCAGACGGGGACCCCUUCCUCCUCCAACUAUCAUGUACAGAGAUGUAGUGGAGAUGAAAGGGGUUGUGCAUGGCAGUCAUGGAUGAUGUACGGAGGGUACUAUGACUGGAAUUCAUGUAUGUAAAUUGAGAAUAGACAUUUGUGAAUGGUACAGCAGCAGUAUGGUUUGUAAAUAUCACAAACACAACUGUUAGUAUAUUACAAAAAUUUGGGAAAGUCAAUUUGGAUCGC
Desarmillaria tabescens is the source of this 822-nucleotide messenger RNA. RefSeq lists its product as uncharacterized. NCBI's taxonomy places the organism in Eukaryota, Fungi, Basidiomycota, Agaricomycetes, Agaricales, Physalacriaceae. The coding region runs from base 98 to 715 and encodes 205 amino acids. The record is from RefSeq and is a predicted model, not a curated record. The transcript has 2 exons.